AUGAAUAUAAUACUAAGUUUGCUCUUUCUAUUAAUCGCUCCUACUUUUGGUUCAAAUCUUGGAGCAGGAAUUGAAGAUUUAAAACUUGAACCAAUAUCCUCACUUGAUAGAGUUCAAAUUAUUCACGUUGAAAAUAUCAAAUCAAUUACCAUGAAUAUGUUUGCUAAACAUGAUAAUGUAAUUAUGGUCAAAGAAACAAAUUCAUCAAUAAUGCAUCAAUCUACUCUUGAUACAGCUUCACGUAUAUCUGGAACACCAUUCCGAACUCAAUUGAAUGAUUCAAAACUGCAGAAGAACACUUGGUACGAAUUCAAAACGAUUGGUUCAACCCAAUAUUUGGGCCCUAAAAGGCCACUUACAGGCUGUUUAAGCAAUAGUAAAGGAGAUGGCGGUUCUCUCUCUUCUUCAUUUUCUAAAACUUUUGGGAAAUCAAGUUUUUUCGAUCUUUCUUAUGGUUAUGCUCUUUUAACUUCAUUCAGUGUAGCUGUGGGGUAUUCAUUUACCAUUGAAUCUUAUUAUACUGUUUCUGGAAGUUAUUCCUGUACUGUUCCAGCUAAUACCACUGGACAAGUGUUCAUCCAACCAUACUAUUUGGAAUAUCAAGAUCCUCAAAUUCGAAAAGUUAAUAUUAUAGAAGGAAGGGUUUGGCCCAAUCCUUUUACACUUUCUCCACAUUCAGCUGUAUACGACGAAUGGGAGUCCAUUGAUAGUUUGGUUGUGCUUUCACCGGAAUCAAGACCAAUUUUCACGUGUGUUACCGAAGAAAGUCUACUAGCUUGUGAUGAAGAAAUCUUGGGUGAUACAUGGCAAAUUUAA
Messenger RNA from [Candida] anglica, 816 nucleotides. NCBI's taxonomy places the organism in Eukaryota, Fungi, Ascomycota, Pichiomycetes, Serinales, Debaryomycetaceae. The record is from the annotation of a GenBank genome assembly.